AGAAGCCUUUUGUAGGUCUUCACAUACAGACAAAAUUCUCUCUUGGACAAAGAGGGAUGAAUGGCCUGCUGCGGUCAUUCCUGCAGCUAGAGGAACAGUCCUAUGAAUGAAAAGGCAUUUGGAGAGCCACAAGAUUACUUGGACCCCUUUGGAGUUGCAUUACAGGACAGAGAAAGAAUGGAGACACAACCCUUAGCAACUGAGGGAACUGGAGAAGGCCCUUCUGCUGUUCAGCCUGGGCAGCUGUGGGGAGAUCUGGGCAAGAACUGGGCUGAAGAUCCUGGAGGAAGAAACCAUCCGUUCAGAGGUUCGGCCCCAGAACUUCAGGAGCAUCCAAUACCAGGAGGCUGAGGGUCCCCGAGGACUUUCCAGCCGUCUCCACUACUUUUGUCAAUGGUUGAGACCUGAAAAGCGCACAAAAGCACAGAUGCUGGACCUGGUUGUUCUGGAGCACCUCCUGGCCCUUCUGCCCUUGCAGAUGCAGAGCUGGGUGUGGGAGUGUGGAGCAGAGACCAGCUCCCCGGCAGUGGCCCUGGCGGAAGGCUUCCUCCUGAGCCAGGCAGAGGAGCAGAAGAAGCAGGUCAAGUUGCAUUCCUUCGCUAUGGGCAUCAGAGAUCCUGAGGGAAGGAGGAAUCCAUCCAGUCCCCCUCAGGAGCCGUUUUUCAGAAGGAUCUCACAGGAAGAUCAAAGUCAGGAAACCUCAGGAGGAAAGACUCAAACGAAGUUGUCUGCUCUUUCUGGUGCAGCUGAAACAGUGGUUGAACCUCCAGCUGAAGUAAGAGGAGGAAAUUUAUCUAUUGAAUUU
Python bivittatus (Burmese python) is the source of this 805-nucleotide messenger RNA. NCBI's taxonomy places the organism in Eukaryota, Metazoa, Chordata, Lepidosauria, Squamata, Pythonidae. The record is from RefSeq and is a predicted model, not a curated record.